Messenger RNA from Uranotaenia lowii, 2669 nucleotides. RefSeq names its product sorting nexin-29. NCBI's taxonomy places the organism in Eukaryota, Metazoa, Arthropoda, Insecta, Diptera, Culicidae. The record is from RefSeq and is a predicted model, not a curated record. The transcript is spliced from 4 exons. Bases 633 to 2432 code for a protein of 599 amino acids. Gene Ontology annotation, molecular function: phosphatidylinositol binding.
UGCACAACGCAACGCACACAAACAAACUAAAUCAAAAUAAAAAUUGGAGCUAAAAUAAUCAACAACGAUUGCUAGUCGCUGCGACUAAAAUUUUUUUUCUCCUCGAAAGUACGAUCACUGCGGUUCACCUAAUAAUUGUAGUUGUGAAAAGUUAAUGCUGCCUCUCAUUAGUUUUGAUAGCUGCAUGCUUAUUCAAAUGUGUCGCCAGAAUGUGGAAAGGAAGUGAACACUGAUACCCACAAUUUCUUGUUCCAUAUAUAUAGAAGGAGGAUUCGUUAGUCAUUGUCAUCGAUUUUCACUUGAUGGUGGGAUUCCCAAUAAACAAGGGACUCGCUUUACGUGGCUAAUUGUAGAAUAAUAGGGCUUGUAGUCCGAAACACCCACUUCCUAUUUCAGUGAGCGAGAUAAAUAGGCAAGAACGUUGGCAUUCUCAAGGCCAUCAUCAUCAAGUGGCUGAUUGCUAAAUUAUUACGAAUCUCGCAAAAUUCUCUGGCUGGAUGGGUAGUUAGCUUGAGACAGCAUCAGUAAAACAAGCGUCAAUAAUCUCCCUCUUGGAUAGGUCAGGGGGGAAGAAGACUGAUAAUAUUUUGAUUUGAUAUCAACCAUCUUGGAAUCGCGGAAGUCUGGCGCGGAUGAUGGUUGGGAUGAGUAGUUUUACGCUAGAUUCUUCGCUUCUCGCUAGCGCGCUGAGUAGCACCGGAGUCGGCACCGGGAUUCUGUUCCAAAAGCAUGACCUCGAGCGGAAAGCCCUGACCGACGAGCUGCUGGCAAUCGUCCAAGAGUGCCAACGCAAGUACGGCGGCAAAACCGAACUUGCCACCGAAAGUGAUUCUAGAAUUCUUCUGCUUUGUGACACAUGGGAAAGAGCACUAUCUCACGGACUUAAGUCGACCAACUCAGUGCUGAAAAAUGUAACGGACCUAGUUGCAGGGAGUGGUCCCGAGCUUCCAGUUUUCUGGAACUUUGCCUUUAAACAUCUGACGAAUCACGAAAAAGAACGAUUUUCCACUCUUCGGCAUGUUUGGACCAAUGGUGGUAAAGGGAAAUCAUUGCUCCGAGCUGUUUUGAAUGAAAGGGCCCUCGAGCGGUACAUGCUGAUGUGGUUGGGUGAUCCUACGAUACUGCAGGAAAGCUAUGAAAGUUGGGCUUUGAUGAGAGAUCCUGAAAUAACGGGACUUUUACCGAAUAUGGCAGCAGGCUUAAGUACAAUCCUUUUUGCCAUAGCCAUAGAUGCACCAGAGCUAAACGCUCCCACUCGAUUGGUACCCGAAAAAACGGAACCAAUAAUAGCUACACAACCACCAGCAGGCCGAGUGAGAAAGACGAAUAUUGUCCAGAGGGAAAUUCUUGACGAAACUACAUCACAACCCAUUCUAAAUUUAUCAAGAUCACCAGUUGAUUCAGCGUCACUUUCCCGAACGGCCAACAUUAACAUAGUUCGAGAACACAGCGCGGCCACAACAGAAGAACCACGAGAAGCUUACUCCGUUGAAGAUGCUCUAAAUAGCCUCACCAUUCUUCGACGUAGUAAAAGCCGAGAAUCAACAUCAGGUAAAGCAUCCAGUUCCGUCGAACCUCAAGGAUCGGGACCUUUCAGCCCUGAUCGUGCCUUGGAAGCCUCCGAAGAUUUCAGUAUUAUGGAUAUUUCGAACAUAUCAAGUAGUGCAUCGACGGCUGCCAACACUACAGCAACAACAACGGCUUCCAAUACGUCAAGUUCGGAAAAUUAUGCAUCCGAUUCAUCGAUGCACCAUUUACUGUUGUACAGCAACCACGAAACAGAGACUGAACACGACCCGGAACGUUGCACGGCCCUGGUUGACAAAUUAAAACGACGAUUAACAGACUCCGAAGACCGUUGCCAGAUGAUGGAAGCUAGGGUGGCAGAACUUAGUUUGGAAAACAAUCGUCUUCGCAUGUUGUCUCGCUCGCAUCGUCUUUCCCUGAUGCACUUUCAAAUCUCGAUUCCCAAAGCGAUUCUACGAACACCGGUUAGUGGUCGAAGGCGGGCGCACUAUUGCUAUGAAAUUCGGAUAUCACCUUCCAUGAAUGUUACCAAUAGUAGCACGACCACGCCAUCAUCUUUCGACAACUACAACAGCCAAAUGACCGGCCAGGUCACCAUUCCUAGGACAACAGUCGCCAACGCCUCUGUAGGGAACGACGAUAGUUGGUCCGUCUUUCGCCGGUACAGUGAGUUUUAUCGCUUGCACAAACGGCUGCAAAAAGAAUACUCGAACGUAAAAACACUUGACUUUCCACCAAAGAAGAAAAUUGGCAACAUGAAUGCCCAAUUUGUCGAACAGCGACGCCAACGGUUACAGGUCUACCUUAACAGUUUGUUCAUUACGGUCCUGCCGGAGGUUUCCGCUUGCAGUACCCGAUCCCAACUGGAGCAAGUAUUUCCCUUCCUGAAGGAUGGCAUUCACUAAACAAUUUACCAAACGAAAAAAUAGGAUUUUAAACAAACGUGCGUAUCGUCCCGAGAUCACUAUAUAAUCCCAAGGAUUUCAAAUCAACUACUCAAUUAUGAAUAUUUUGCUUGCUUUAUAUUACAACAAAAGCGAUGUUUUUCGGAUAACUAUUUGAACGUUUUGUUUGAAACAUUAUAUCCAUUUAAGGCGAAAUUAACUGACGAGCUUUAAGAUAACAGUUCUUUUUUUUUCAAA